AUGACCUUUGACUUCACUAAUGCAAAUGGCGGGGGCGACGCCUUGCUCGACCUAAACUUCGACCAGCAGCUCCCCGACAGGGCCGCCUACGCCUUUUCCACCACGGCACAUUCGAGUCCUUCGGCCGCGUCGGGCAUCAUGACGAAUACGCGUAUCUGGCCCAUUCCCCUCGACAUGGCCGUGCCGCCGCCCAACUCUCACGGCCCGGUGACGGGGUCGCCGGAGGCUUUCCAAGGCGGCUCGCCCUUGUCCAACUCGUCCAGUCCCCAUAGCCAGCACUCAUCUUUGCAGCAGUCGCCCUUUCAAUCACCAUCCAAUCUCCUAACUGACUGGGCACUGCAGCAGCAACAGCAGCAGCAGCAGCAACAGCAACAGCAGCAGCAGCAGCAACAGCAACAGCAGCAGCAGCAACAACAGCAGCAGCAGCAGCAGCAGCAGCAGCAACAGCAGCAACAGCAGCAUCAGCAUCAGCAUCAGCAUCAACAUCAUCAGCACCAUCAGCACCAUCAACAUCUAACGGCGCCUGAUCUCGCCCAGUUCAUCCAAGACUCGGCCUCCCUCAUGAACUUCAAUGCUUUCCCUUCAGCCUUUCACCCAACCCCCCUCGACUAUCUCCCCGCUACCCAGACUGCUCUGCAAGCCAACCUGCUGGAAUCGACAUUCAACGCGAUGCCUUCCAUGGAGGAAACCGCCCGAGCUAUGCAGUGGGGGAACACGGGCAUGGAGAACUGGCAAGAGCUCCAGCACACUCUGCAGAUGGACGGCCUCCCCCGGCUCGACAGUGUUGGCAGCAGCUCACCCACCGGCACCUAUCUGGAAGUAUUGUCGCUGCCUUCGUCCUCGGGUGAUGGCUGGGCCAUGGUCGAGUGGGGCCAUCAACGCCUGGACCAAUUUCAACAGGCUCAGGCGCAGAAUGCCGCCAUCUUCAACCCGUCUCAGACUCUGCACCUGAGAACAAACUCCGACUCUUCGGAAGGUGCCAACUCGAUGGAUUUUGGCAGCUUUGAGGAGGUUGCGCCGUUUCCAUUCUCCCCCUUCUCACCGGAAUCGGAUGGGUAUCAAGACAGCAACAGCCAUCGGAACUGCUUCUCAGGCGAUGGACAUGGCCAUUCCCACGACACUGUCAGUCCUACUGCUGCUGUUGCCCCGGUGCCAAUCAAGGCCGAGCCAUCGAGCCGCCAGAGCCCUGGAAGCGGUGCUGCGUCCGCGUCGCCUCCGUCUGUCAUCCCCUCGCGCAGAAACUCGGGGCCCCGCAAAAGCCCCAUCACCAAGACCACCAACAAGCCUGUUGUCCGUCGCAUCUGCAACAACCGGAAGGACGGAAUCGACAUCAAGGACAUUGGCUACUUCAUGAAGGACUGGAAGGCCGACUACGAGAGGCACAUGGACCGUGGUGUGUCGAUUUACAACGUCAAGGGCUUCUCGCAGAAGGAGACGCUCAUGUGGAUUACUCACGGCUAUGGUUUCGCGCUGCCCGUCAUGUCUGACCAGGAGCCCAUCGACUUCGAGGCUCGCACAGAGAAGUUGGACGUGGGUGCUGAAGGUGUCCGCAUCGACGCCCUCGCAGAGUAUCUGGACAAGCACAUCGAUGGGCCUUUCCAAGACUUCAUUGACGACCACUUUGAGGGCACGCCCUUUAUCACCGAGAUCCUCAAGACAGCACACCGCUUCUACGUCAAGGACCGGAUGCCAGUCAUCAAGAAGGCACUGAAGUUGGUUCUCGCUUACAACUUGACCAUGCACAUCACCAUGGUUGAGAACCAAGGAUCUGAAGUCGCCCUGGACGGGCAGAUUGACGACGAGGAGUCCAAGUUUUAUGGACGGACUGUAGCUCCCGUCAUGAUCAAUUUCCAGAUCAAGUGCGCACUCGCCGACAUGUGGCGCGAAUUGCAAAAGGACAUAUUGGAAGAGCUCUCGUCCCUGUACUCGGGUGUGUACAGCGGUGAGAAGAUGAAGAACUGGCCUACCAUCUUCAUGCUUGCUUCGAUUCUACUCGCGGUGUGGGAAGAGAUGCAGUUCGACUGCCACUACCGGGUGCCCGAUCCUGCAGCUGUGGAUAAGUUCUGCAACGACAUGGAGACUACUCCUGUUGGAGUCAUCGUGGGUCUCUUCCAUGCCAUCUCCCAGAAGCUGCCGGCUUUUGUCGACUGGGACACGCGCCAGCACGGGCACCUGCUGCACAACAAUACGUCUGUUUGCGAGGCCAUGACCGAAGUUCGACAGCACGUUAUCAAACAUGAGGCCUAUUUGCGAACCCGAAAAGAGACCAAGUUCGAUAGGUACGACUUUGACUCGCUGUCCAACAAGUUCCUGUCGAAGCUCGUCAUCCGAGCCAACUGA
Messenger RNA from Hirsutella rhossiliensis, 2340 nucleotides. Its product is annotated as C6 finger domain-containing protein. The coding region runs from base 1 to 2340 and encodes 779 amino acids. NCBI's taxonomy places the organism in Eukaryota, Fungi, Ascomycota, Sordariomycetes, Hypocreales, Ophiocordycipitaceae. The transcript is spliced from 4 exons. The record is from RefSeq and is a predicted model, not a curated record.